Colletotrichum graminicola M1.001 is the source of this 2073-nucleotide messenger RNA. RefSeq names its product ATPase. The record is from RefSeq and is a predicted model, not a curated record. Gene Ontology annotation, molecular function: ATP hydrolysis activity; ATP binding. The coding region runs from base 1 to 2073 and encodes 690 amino acids. The transcript has a single exon. Lineage: Eukaryota; Fungi; Ascomycota; Sordariomycetes; Glomerellales; Glomerellaceae.
AUGGCGCCUUCACGCACAACAACAGAGGCCUUGGGCCAAACCAUGGUCGACGAAUCGACCAAGAAGACCAAAAGUCUUCUCGAGGAGACAGAUAACGGCACCACAACGGAAGACGCCAAGAACACAAAUGGUGAUGUUAGCAACAACGAGACAGAAGACAGCGAGGUAUCAGCAGAGGUCGAGCAGAAGAAGAGAGAGGAAAAGACUAAGAAGCCUUUCGCUCCCUUCGGCUCCAUCGCAUCAACCAAGAACAUCUACAAGUCGCCCAAAGAUAGCGACGGCAACUGGACGUGGAUUGAAAAGUAUCCCGAAGACGUCGAGGAGGCAGCCGAGAACGAAGAGACAGAACAGUACGCCGUCGUCGUACGCAACAUCAAGAGCAACGACAGCCGCAAGAAGCUCGAGGCACAUUCCAUUGUUGUACAGAGUCCCUGGCUGAAGAAGGCGCUGGGUGAGAUUCUGGACGAUUACCCCGGAGUUGCCUGUGAGCUAGAGCGCCUCGAGUUCGGAGCACCUUUCCACCCUUUUGUGCACCGAUGGACGGAAUUCCGCGAGUACCGCAACAAGAAAGACCUCGAUGAAACUCUCAAAGAGCACCUCACGAUCCUCCACGACAUCUUGCAAUAUGAAAUUGGCAACUCCAUCAAGGCAUUUGAGGACUAUGUUGCCAAGGGCGUCAUAACCUUCGAACAUCUCUGGAUGAUCUUUCAGCCUGGCGCCAUCAUUCUUGCCGCCCACAAAGGGCCUCUGUCAGCAUUUGAGCUUGAGGAAUCCGAGUACAUGGAGAACAGAUGCGGGAAAUUCCUUCAGCUACGCGCCGAUUGCGUCGACUACAGCGGCAAGACUUUUGGGCGUUACCGGGAGAGGAUCUCCAUCCCCGAGUUCAUCGGUACAAAGAAGAUCACAGGUCUCGACGCCUCUCCUUUGGCAUUCCACCCUGAGAAGGACGCGCUCAGCGCGGCUCUGGUGCGCCGGGGCCAAAAGUUUGAGGAGUUGGCUGGCCACCACUACAAGCAGUACUCAGGGAGCGCCGUCACCUGGGACCGUGAAGGCAACGAGGUUCCCAUACAGGUUGAGGGCCGUGUUGUUAUUGAUAUCAACUCCUUCAACCGCUUCAGCCCCUAUUAUAACACCCGGUACACGAGCGACUGGACAGCCAAGGAUAUUGAGGCCCUGUAUGCGUGGAAACGCCAGCAUGGCCUGGGUAAUGACGGCAAUCUCAAGUUGACGCCAGGUCAUCAAAUGCUUGCCCGCUCCAGGACACGCGGAUACUCGCUCAAGUUGAAGAAAUGGUUGGAUUUCUACGUCGAGCAAGUUACUGAGAUAACCUGGAACACCAACGCCUUCGACAAGCUUGUGCUUCCUGAAGACCAAAAGGAGCUGAUCCUCGCCUUCUCUGAGUCUCAACUGGAGGGUUCCACCUUUGACGAUGUCAUCUCUGGCAAGGGCAAGGGCAUCAUCUGCCUGCUCUCCGGCCCCCCUGGCGUGGGCAAGACACUGACAGCAGAGGCCGUAGCCGAGAAUCUGCGUGUUCCACUGCACACUUUGAGCUCUGGCGAUCUCGGAUCCGAGCCGUGGGAGCUCGAGAACGGUCUGUCAAAGAUCCUGGAGCUGGUUGCGCGGUGGAAUGCCAUCCUACUUCUGGACGAGUGCGACGUCUUCCUUGAAGCACGUUCAACACACGAUCUCGAGCGGAACAAGGUCGUAUCGAUCUUCCUGCGGACUCUCGAGUAUUACGAGGGCAUUCUUUUCAUGACGACCAAUCGCGUUGACAACAUCGACCUAGCCUUCCAGUCCCGAAUUCACGUUUCUCUUGAGUAUCCCGACUUGACACCCGAGUCGCGACGCCAGAUUUGGCACAACUUCCUGCGGGAAACGACCCUUGAGAGCGAAAUCUCCGAUGAGGACAUCGCGGAGCUCGCCGAAUUGAGGCUCAACGGUCGCCAGAUAAAGAACAUCCUGAAGACAUCGCAGCUGCUUGCUGCAAGGAAGAAGAGUGCGCUGAAGCGCAGUUUUAUUGAUACUGUGCUCAGUAUUGAGAAGAGACGUCCUGCCGCUCCAGCCACUCUAUGA